Astyanax mexicanus (Mexican tetra) is the source of this 5265-nucleotide messenger RNA. It is a transcript of the gene slc40a1, whose product is annotated as solute carrier family 40 member 1. Gene Ontology annotation, cellular component: basolateral plasma membrane. The record is from RefSeq and is a predicted model, not a curated record. Gene Ontology annotation, molecular function: peptide hormone binding; iron ion transmembrane transporter activity. Bases 324 to 2027 code for a protein of 567 amino acids. Gene Ontology annotation, biological process: iron ion transmembrane transport. Lineage: Eukaryota; Metazoa; Chordata; Actinopteri; Characiformes; Acestrorhamphidae. The transcript has 8 exons.
CGUUCAUAAACAGAGCGAGCUGCUGUCGGCAGCAGCAGCAGUUGCGGGCGGCGAGCGCAGCGCGGAUUAACGCUGAAAAAGCGCUUUAUUUUUAAUUUUUAACGCUUUAAACAGCCCUCUGCAGGGGGUUAUUUCUUUCCGACUUCAGCUACAGUGUUAGCUAAGUUUGGAGGGGAGAGAAGGGGAGAUUCGCGCUGUUUCGUAGGAAAUAUCUUAUAUUUUUUGCCUUCCUUUUCCUUUGUCGGGGAUUAUUAUUGACACGAAGGGAUAGAAUAAGUACAUUUCAUCACGAGGAAAAAUAAAAUAACCAUAAAUACAACGACAUGGAAAACGGAAAACCCAAGAAACCCUGUUGUGAAACUGUCCGCGAUUUUUUCGCGUCUGCAAAGUUCCUUAUCUACCUGGGACAUGCCCUCUCAACCUGGGGAGAUCGUAUGUGGAAUUUCGCUGUUGCGGUGUUUCUGGUGGAGCUGUAUGGAGACAAUUUGCUUCUGACUGCUGUGUAUGGCCUGGUGGUGGCUGGCUCUGUCCUGUUACUGGGUGCCAUCAUAGGGGACUGGGUGGACAAAAACCCUCGACUCAAAGUUGCCCAGACGUCUCUGCUUGUACAGAACUGUUCAGUUAUCCUGUGUGGCAUCCUGCUUAUGGUGGUUUUCCAGUUCAAAGAACAGCUCGACACCCUUUACAAUGGCUGGUUACUGACAUCUUGCUACGUCAUGGUCAUCACCAUCGCCAACAUCGCGAAUCUGGCCAGCACUGCCAUGUCCAUCACUAUUCAGCGGGACUGGGUGGUGGUGGUUGCUGGAGAUGACCGGAGCAGCCUGGCAGACAUGAAUGCGACGGUGAGAAUCAUCGACCAGCUGACCAACAUCCUGGCCCCGAUGCUGGUGGGCCAGAUCAUGGCCUUCGGUUCCCAUUUCAUGGGCUGCGGUUUCAUCGCCGGCUGGAAUCUCUGCUCCAUGUGUCUGGAGUACUUCCUCCUCUGGAAGGUCUACCAGAAGACCCCAGCUCUGGCCAUCAAAGCAGGACAGAAAGUCACAGACAGCCAAGAACUGAAGCAGCUCAACAUUCAGAAAGAACUGGAGCUCACAGACGGCCCGGUUGAAGGUUCUCAGCUGAUGAAUGAAUCUGCUGUGGUAAAGUCGGAUAAAGAGGAGAAUCCAGGUUGUUGCUACCAGAUGUCCGAACCCGUCCGCACGUUCCGGGACGGCUGGGUGGCUUACUAUAACCAGAACAUUUUCUUCGCUGGAAUGUCCCUGGCUUUCCUCUACAUGACCGUACUGGGUUUCGACUGCAUCACCACCGGGUACGCCUACACCCAGGGCCUCAACGGCUCCAUCCUCAGCCUGCUGAUGGGCGCCUCGGCCGUGGCGGGCAUUUGCGGGACGGUGGCCUUCACCUGGGUGCGGAAGAAGUGCGGUCUGAUCCGGACCGGAUUCAUCGCCGGGAUGGCCCAGCUGUCCUGCCUGAUGCUCUGCGUGGCGUCCGUCUUCGCCCCCGGCAGCCCCUUCGACCUCAGCGUCUCUCCUUUCCAGAGCAUGGUCAGACACCUGCUCGGAGACCAAGCCCCCCUGCCAGAGGCCACCAUGGCCAGCCUGAUCACCACAGAAGCACCGGCCGUGCUCAAUAUCUCCACCAUGAUCUCUGAAGAAGUUCCACACAUCGAGUCUUACCUGUCCGUCAGUCUCCUGUUUGCUGGCGUUAUUGCUGCUAGAGUGGGUCUUUGGUCUUUCGACUUGACCGUGACCCAGCUUAUCCAAGAGAAUGUGGCCGAGGCGGAGCGUGGAGUGAUCAACGGCGUCCAGAACUCCAUGAACUACCUCCUCGACCUCCUGCACUUUGUCAUGGUCAUUCUGGCGCCUAACCAAGAAGCCUUUGGGCUGCUGGUCAUCAUCUCCGUCUCCUUCGUGGCCAUGGGGCACAUGAUGUACUUCAGGUUCGCGUUCCAAAAUCUCAGGAGUCGGCUUUUCAUGUGCUGUUCGCCCGAGCAGAAAACGGAUGCAGACCCUCCCUCACUUGCUGUGUGAGCCAUUAAAGAGACGCUUCCCCCCCUCAAUAUGAUAAUAUCUGUAUUACUCUCUUAUUCAAGGGAUCCAUAUUGUACUAACAUGCUUGCAGAGCCUGUAUAGUAGUAUAGCUAUAUAUAGAUAUAUAUAUAGAUAUAGUUUUAUUUGACCCAAAGCCUUCGCCAGUGUAGAUCUCAUUAGGCAUAAGCUAUGUUAGCCAAGCAGAGACCCUUAUCACAAGCUUGUAGUUCGGAUUGGACGCUGAACUUUUGGCUUUUCUAGCUUUUUCUGCAUGCUCUGUGUUCUUGAGGAAAAACAAGAAACACAAAACUGCCUUCAGUCAUUAGUUCCCCAGCAUGCCUGGCUGCUGCUGUAGCGUGUUAAGUUCUACACCACGUCCGGCUGCUGCUGUACUGUGUUGCUUGUGCCCUGUGUGGCUGUGUAUAUCUACAACACAGGGAUAUUUAUUUGAGUUUUUUUUUUUUUUUUGCCCUAUAUGUUCAUAGUAAAUGCAUGCAUAAUAUGUAGAGAAUUUAUAGAAUUUAUUAUAUUAUAUUAUAACAUCUAUAGUCGACGUGUGUCAGCUUUGGUGGUGCUAAUAUGUUAUUACAAAAGCAAAAGCUAUGCACUCGUAUAUACAAAUAUAUAAACACUGUUUUUUUUUUAUCCAAAGUGAAACUCAAUUUGUUUUCAACACGAGGAAGUGAGGGAAUAAAAACAACCGUUUUUCUGCUGUUAUACAUUCCAGAUGUAAUAUUUGUGACGCGAACUGAAACUGGCUGUGUUCACACUACAUUUAAAAGUGGCCCAAUCCGAUUUUCUCUGUGUCUUUAAACUGACAUUCAUGCACAAAAGAGCAGUGCUUCAUGUGAAGUUUCGGUUUCGUCAAGGAGUUUCAGUGGAUGCAGCUGAGUUUAUCACUGAGAGAAAAAGGCACAGUAUUCAGACACACCCAAUUCUUUGAUUUGCAUCAUUGAUUUCUUUAAACUUUUUUUUAUUUUAUUUUAAUUUUUCUUUGAUGCUGCAGCCACAUCUGCCUGUAGCCUACUCAGCCAUUUCUUUACAAACACUGACUGAUUGCAACACAAGCCUUGUCAUUUAGUUUGAUUAGAGAAAUAUCCCCAAAUAUUUAGUCUUUUACCUCACUAUCCCACCACUGAAACUCUCACUCACUGCUUUUUUUGUCCAUUUUCCCUUUUAUUCAAGUCCUUUUUCACUUCUUCUUGACGCAAAAGACACAGAAAUUCUGAUCUGGCUGUUCACUCUCACUGCCGCAAAUUUGAUAUGUAUUUAAAAUUAAAAUCAUGUAAGAAUAUUUCCCAAUUAAUUGAAAAUACUAAAUCUGCCAUUACACUGCUACACAAAUGGCACAUCUGUGGCACAUCUGUCACAUAUGACAAAAAAAAGAUCUGAUUUUGGCCACUUUUACCUGCAGUCUGAACACAGCCACUGUGUAGCCGCUUCUGUUGACGUUUCUGCUGAAAGCCCUGGUGCACUUCAACAAAAAUCCCCAACCCCCCAAUAGCAUCUUAACCUUUAACCCCAAACACUGUAGCGCUCACACUUUAUGUCUGAUAAAUUUCAUUAGAUGAUUCUAUUUUAUUUUUUUUUUCUCAAUAGAUUGUUACACAAGCACUUUAAAUAAUUUGGAUUAAGAGUGCAUCUUCAGGACUUUCUGAUUUAUUGAAGAAAAUACACUUUUGCACAGUUUCCGGUCAUUGCCUUCUCACGCACACAACAAUAGCAAAGAGUUUUGUUAAUGUAAGAAGAGUUAAUGUUAAUGUGAUCCUGCAUCGGCUAGGUCACUGCCCUGACCAUGAUAAGCUUCGGCUUAUUCCACUGCCUUACCUGAAACGUCUUUAAAAAAAAAAAAAAACUGAUUUUGUCACAGAACUAAUUCCAAUAUUUGUUUUAUUUAAUUUAAUUUUAAGUUGAUAGAAUAAUUAAAAUAAUAAUAAAAUAAUAGUAUAAUAAUCCUAAACUAUUAUUUAGACAUUGGAACUAGAAUACAAUAUUGUAUUAUAAUAUAUGUAUUACAUCUUAUAUACAUUAAAUGUUCUCAUUCAGGUUUGUUGGCUCUAACAACAGUAGAUAACAUUGAGGUUGGCAUAUUCUGGCCUUAUUCAGAAUAACCACACUGGCGGCACAUGUGAGCUUCCACACCUUUCCUUUACUGCAAGUCUGUAUUUUGAUUAUUCAGAGUUUCCACCUUGCAGGUUCAGAUUCUUCAGCUCUUGCUUGAGUAGAAAGUAAACACUACUGCUGCUUAUUUUAGCUCGUGUUCAGUGCUGGGUAUGACCCAACCUGCCCAACCUGCCAAGUAAGAGCAGACAGACUUGGUCUCUGAGUGAAAUUACCUCCCCUGUAGGAAACCGCAGCCAGCUGAGACUAUAGCUGAGAGCUGCGUGUAGGCCUUUUUCUAACAGUUGUAUAACAGCAGAGAUGUUGGAUGUGUUGGAAGCAGCAUGGGUCGGCCAUAUGUAGGGAACAGGGAGGGAAUUAUACUGCAGUUUGGGGCAGAGUGCUGAGUCAGCGCUCUGGUGGAGAACUGCUUGUGAAGUUUUUUUUUUUUUUUUUUUGGUGAAGGGCAGCUGGCCUCCGCUGAAACGCAGGUGUCACGACCUAAUGUUGAUCUUCUGUCUAGAAGCUCAGCCCAAAAAUGUAAAGUAAAGCAUAUUUUUAAAGCAACAGGGCACAAAUCAUUCAAACUUGUUUCAGAAUCAUUCAAACGUCUUUCAUUUAUAGACUCUAGACUCUCAUUUGAAUUCUCUCCUUUUCUCAAAUGUGGCAAUUUAACUAUGUUGGUGAAUGUUUGUGAAAAUGAUUUGUGUGUCAUGUCACUGUGUUGUCCUUCUCAUGUCUCAUAUAUGAAUCUUUUUUGUAUAUCUGUAAAGUUUUUUUAUUAUUAUUCAGGUUUUUAAUGUAAGUUAGAAAUGAAGAGCUUCUGGGAUUUGCUUCUCCUCCCAACUGCAGUCCUGUAGUGUUAUAAAUAAACAUAUACCAUGUCUAUAUGCUGUACAAAAGACAAAUCCUACUAUCCUGUAUCCAGUUCAAUGUGACAUACCCAAAAAAGCAAAUAUACACACAUGAUGAUAUGAUUUGUAUUUGUAUUCUGAGCAGGUCUGGCUGCUUAAUCUGUUCUGCGCACAAAUGGCAAUAUGAUGAACACUCCACUUCAAUGGAGGGAGAGCAAACAACCCAGAAGUUGUGUUGCACAUGCUCGCUUUAAAUUGAAUAAAUAAAGAAACUUUCAUCCACA